UCCAGGUACUAGUAUUAAUAAUAAUGGAAUUUUAUUUGUGAAAUGUUUUGCACCUCACUGCAGUAAACCUUUAUAUAGAGACACAAAUUAAUGUCUUGCCAAUUUAGAUGUAGAAUAGAAUACAUAGAAUUUGCAUAUUUCAAGAUUUCUUUUUUUCCCCUUGUUUUGUUGUUGUGAACAACAUGUAUGAUUAUACAUUAUUGAUUUAAUGUAUGAUUAUCCUGUAUGGAGCUAAAUGGAGAAUAGAGGGAAAAAGAAAAUGGUAGUUUUAACCUGCAGGGGGCGACUUGAGGGCAUGUUGACAUGGGCGUUGAGUCUCAUCCCCCUCCCCUCUCCUCUCCUCUCCUCCCUGUUUUUUCCCCCGUGAUGCUGCAGACUGGAUGCUCUCCAUCACCAGUACCCGAGCUGGAUGUGUCCCUCCUCCCACUUGUCCUCCUCGCGGUCGAGCUCCACUCCUGCGGAUUACCUGGAUGUAAACGGAUAAGGACCCCAGAUGUCAUGAAGACCCGUCUUCUAAAUUAGGCAUGAUAUUCAACAUUGUGAUUGCUGGCGUACUUGGCUCCCGCUGUGCCACCACGACACUGACGGAAUGGCAGGGUGGUCUUUUUCGUAACUGAUGCCAUGAACGAUUGAUUUCUUGAAUGUGCUCUUGAGGGCGCCGUCAUCUCAGAACAGUUUCCAGAAUGUGCGAGCGUGGAGAGCCCACCCGUGGGGGGGGGUUAAGGAACAACAACCAGCAGGGUGGCGUGCCGGCUGACGGUGAUGCCAACGCUAAUGAUAUCCGGACAGAGGAUGGCGAGAGGAUGGGCGACACUGGCACUCCGUCAGGGCUGGAGACUGCAACAGCAGCCCACCACAAAAUCCUCAUCUGGGGCACAGACUCCCAGUGUGACGACCCCGAGCUGGCCGAGUUUGAGAGGCUGGAGUGUCAGGAGCUCGAGGCGUAUCUCGUUGAGGAUGGAGAGGACUUUGUCGGGCUUGCGGCCCGGACGGAGCUCCUUCAACACACUUCAUCGUGUACCAAAGCCACAGGAGAACAGGCAGUGGAUAGUAAGAGCAGGGAAGAGCGGAAGUCCUUUCUGCAUUGUGCCAACGAGCAGGAAUCCAGUGCCUCCCAUGUGUCUGAGAGCAGAGAGGCAUCCAGGACUGAGUUAAGCUCUGAAACUGAUGCAUUUGUGUCCUGUCUCUCCACCAUUUCAAACAUGGCCACUGCUCUGGACCCCGUUGGCAGGUCCCAGGCGACAGACUCCUGGCACAUUGCCCCCGGUCCUUACUCGACCACCUCAGAAGACCUGACUCCGGCUUCCCUGACUUGCACCACUGUGUCUGAGAGAGGCAAGGUUGACAAUCCACCCCUCUCCUCUAGGAAAAGCACAAUACACCAGAAGGACGUGGACAUUAACUUGAAUUCAACACUUCACUCCGAGGAUGUCGCUUUGAGGGAUCAAGUGAGUCAUGGAGCUGUUCCGUGUGAGGAUGCCGCUGAUGAGCACAGGAAGAACAAUAACCGGAGAAAUAAAUCUAGCAGCACAGUUUCAGAGGGAGACUGUGAUCAAGGGAGGAGUAAGCACAAGGCUUUGCCCACUACAAAAUCAUCACAGGAAGAAAGCAGCACUAGAAUGGAUAAAAGCACACAAGCUGAUGAGGCCCCUUAUGUGAAUUACAGCCCGACCAAAACAGGUUCAAAGGACAAUCCGUCACUGAUUCAGUCCAAAGCCAUAAAGAAACAAGGAUCAUUUGAUAACACAUUGAAAAAAACAAACUCUUUUGUCAAGACUUUAAAAAAGCAGCCCUCUUUUGAGAAUACUAUGAAGAAGCAGCUCUCCUUUGAUAACUCUUUAAAGAGGCAGGGCUCUUUUGAAAACGCCGGCACCUCAAGCUCUUCAAGUCUGGAGCGGAGGAAGCCGUGGGGAAGCCCCAGUCGACAAGCAACUCCUACUUCCUCGAAAUCGACCUCCUGCUCGCCCAAGAGACGACCGCCUGGUUCUCCAGCCAAGGUCCAGGGCAUCAGGACUCUGAGCUUCGAGCGCAGCGACUCCCCUCAGAGAGGUUUAGGUCAAACAGUCAAGCCCCCGGGAAAGAUGCCGUUGAGCAGUGGCAUCCCCAAACCUGUCACGCCUCAGCAAAAAGAACCCGAACCCAGGAGGUCUUCUUCUCCCCAGAAGCCUAAAAAUGUACGGCCAAAAAUCAUCACCUAUGUCCGGGCGAAUCCUCAAGCAAAACCACAAGUCCCAGAUGCCCCACAUGAGGCCUCUACACCCCCACUACGACCCUCUUUCCCCAGCCCGCCAGCUCAGAAAGCUCCGAAGGUUGCUCCUCAAUCUAAAUCCACAGCGGUGCUGUGUUCCUCCAACCUGCUGUUUGACAAAUACCGCCAGGAGAUGCAGAAGGCGGGCUACCAUCCUCCAGGCAUGACUGGGACUGGGGCGAAGCCUCCAAGCGGCACCAAACCUCAAAGGUUGAGUGGCAAGUCGGACAGCUCUUAUGAGGAAGUGCCAGAGAAAUAUCUCCAAGAGCCUGUUUCCCAAGAAGGCGGCAAUGUCCACCGCUCACCCAGAGCUCUGAGGCCUCAGCUGGGGUUGGGGGCGGUCACCAGGCAGCCCGCGGCCAAGACAAGGGUUCAGCAAGCAGGUCAAAGGCCAGCCCUGGUCCCAAGCCCGUCUGCUCCGGCGGCUGGAGCAUCCACACACGACGCCGCAGGAGAGCAAAGGAGGUCGGGCCCAGAACCAAGCCCUAAGAGUCUCCUGCUCAAACCAGGCCAGUCUGGUCUCCGUCCUCCAGGCUUCGCCGGCCCGCCAGCUGCCCGUCCGGGCUCCUUCGGCUUCGUCCGCAGCUCCAGCGUCUCGGCCGUGUCCAGCAACCAGUCUAACGACAGCGAUCCCUGUCGACCCUCACAGCAUCCCAGCAGUGGCAGCGAUGAAACACCUUCACACAAAGCCACAGCGACCCCCAGCGAAGCCUCCCACGGUCAGAGCCGACCGCCGCCUCCCCCCGCCCCCGGCCUCCAGCGCCGCACUCUGCCCCCGCAGCGCUCCUCCCCAAUGGCCUCCAGGAGGGAGAUGCCGAAGGACACACACGCCGUGAUGCCACCGAAGUCCUCCCCUAAAAGAUUGGCAGUGGUCUCGCCCAAGCCUCAGUCCCCGAUUCGUGGGCAGACGGCAGCGGUCCGCGGUUCCGUUCGGACGGACAGGGCCCAGGAGUUGGACCGGGCUCUGGUCCAGCAGCUGCGGGAGCGCUGCGAGCAGCAGGCGCUGCAGCUGCAGAGCCUGCAGGCCCAGCUGAAGAAGGCCUCCCUGUGCCUGGACGUCUUCAGCAUCACUACCCAGCACUUCUGUCACAAGAGUGAGAGUGCCAUUGUGAAAGAGAGGGAACUUUCCCUGGAGCUUGCCAGAAUCAGGGAUGAAGUGGCUUUCAGUGUUGCACACUGGGAGCAACUGCAGCGGGAGAAGGAGGAGGUGGAGCGUCGCUUCGAGGCCGAGCUCCAGGGACUGCGAGCGCAGCAGCGGCGGGAGCUGCGAGCGCUGGAGGAGCGGCUGAGGGCGCGGCACAGGGCCGAGACCGGGAGCCUGCGGGCCGAGCAGCGAGCCGAGCUGGAGGAGCUGCGGGCCAGACAGCAGGAUCAGAUCGAGGAGAUGAGCGAGAACCACGAGGCGUCCUUGAUGGAGAUAGAGACCACUCACAAUGACACACUGGCCACGCUGCAGGAGGAGCACGCCAGGACUGUGAAGAAUUUGAAGAUGGCGCAUGAGCAGCAGAGGAGGUCUCUGGAGGAAGAUUUCGAAAAGAUCCGGCUGUCACUGCAGGAUCAGGUGGACACGCUGACGUUCCAGAACCGCAGCCUCAGGGACCGAGCCAAGCGGUUCGAGGAGGCUCUUCGCAGGAGCACCGAUGAGCAGAUAGUGGACGCCCUGGCACCGUAUAAACACAUUGAGGAGGACCUGAAGAGUCUAAAAGAAGUUCUGGAGAUGAAGAAUCAACAAAUUCACCAGCAGGACCUGAAGAUAACAGAACUGGAGAAAAUACAGGCUGAAAAGAACGUUUACCUGGAGGAGAGAGUGCAGGUGUUGCAGCAGCAGAACGAGGACCUGAAGGAACGAAUAGACAAGAACCUCGCCGUGUCCAGACAACUCUCCGAGGAGAAUGCCAACCUGCAGGUGAACGUGGAGAAGGAGAGCAACGAGAAGAAGCGGCUGAGUCGCAACAAUGAGGAGCUGCUGUGGCGUCUCCAGACGGGCGAGCUGAGCCCUCGCAUGUCCCCCAGCUCCUCCCCCAUCCAUCGACCCGUCUCCGGACCAGGCUCCCCUGCGCGCCCACACUCCUACCACCAAUGACGCUCUGUAAGGAAGCUCUCGUAUCAAAUGCUUUCUUUUACCUGGCAUCCGAAGCCCUGGUGUUUUUAAAACUCUGAAUGUUCCUCUCAGUUAAAAGUGUGGGAUUUCACACAGUGCCGAUGGACUAAGACUAUAUAUGUGUGUUUCUUGGGAAAUGCCAAUCGCCCGUGUGAUGCAUUUCCAAAGACAAACUCCAGGAAUUUUAAUCUCUGACCUAAGUCAUUUUUAUUGAUGAUUGAGUCUCUUAUUGUUCAAGAGAGGAACUCUAUGCCCUCCUCUUUUUCUAUCCCUCACGAAUGGCCAACAAAGCAGAAGCGCUGCGAUGCUGCAGCAGCAGACGAAAAGACCUGAUCGUUGUAGACGUCAGGGAGCAGGAACAGAGUCACAGUGCCUCAUUUCCAGGUUUUCAUCUCCAUCUGCAUCUCCAGCGCUCAGGAUGACGGAUGUACGAGACAUAGCAAACAUCGAUAGGUGCAACACAGAGCCUUUGCUGUCCAGUUUCUGCCACCAGCAACGGCACAGGCAAUACUUUGAGUAAAAUCACAAAGACUACCGACAGUCGGUUCCUCUCGAAGGGUGGCUUCCUCUGUGGAGCCAUUUUUUCAUGCAGAAAUCUCUCAUGUAUCAGGAUCGUGCGAAUGACUACCAUGAGCCAUCCAGCCUCAAUCUUCUGUCCCACUUUCUCCUUAAAUAACGAAAUAUCAGCGCUGACCAGAAAUGUAUGAUUACAACAGAACAACUCAUCAAUCCAUUGAACUGCCAUAACAGUUUAGCUGUGUUAUCGAUUAUUAUUUAUUUGUUUUCUGAACUAUAAAUGUAUCGCUCUCUCUCUAAAGCAUGUUCUGUCCUCCAGUUACGAUGGACUUUAUUUUAAGGACUACCCUACAGUGCGAUGAAACGGAGUGGAAGGGCGAAGGGGC
Messenger RNA from Scophthalmus maximus (turbot), 5251 nucleotides. RefSeq names its product microtubule associated tumor suppressor candidate 2b (gene mtus2b). Gene Ontology annotation, cellular component: cytoplasm; nucleus. Gene Ontology annotation, molecular function: microtubule binding. Lineage: Eukaryota; Metazoa; Chordata; Actinopteri; Pleuronectiformes; Scophthalmidae. Bases 684 to 4331 code for a protein of 1215 amino acids. The record is from RefSeq and is a predicted model, not a curated record. The transcript is spliced from 15 exons.